AUGCGCACGAUGCGGUUUCUAAAAGUAAUGAUUGAGCGAACGGAGGAACUGCUGGAGUUUGUGGAGAGCAAUACGCGCGAAGAAUCCACCAAUCCUUUCCUCGUGGCCACUCGGCACACCUACGAAGCUACCUUCGGCAGGGUCUGGUUUGGGUCGAAUGCAGAAGAGAAUGCUGAUGCUGCUGUCACGAUUGAAAAACAGAUUGGGAAUGCAAAGAAACUGGUGGCUGCACUGGAAGCUGAGAAUAGUCCGAUAUGGGAGUUCUACUGUAAUGACAAUUACCUGCAUAAAGAAGAUCCCUACGGGAAUGCAUUGGGUGAAUGGCUAUACUGGAACGAUAGGGAUGGAGACAGAGGGGGCCAAAUAAUUGUGAAUUUUCACGGCCUCCAAGGGUCAUGUCAAGACAGCAACGGGGACCUCAUGGCCUUCCUCGAACCAUUCGAAGACAUAGGUCUUGAUACCAUAACAAUUUGUCAGCAGUCGAUGAACAAAUUCACUGGCGAGCACCUCAGUGAUCUAGCAGAGAUGACCUAUGAUCCAGAUAUGCAUUUCAUCUCGGCGAAAUUAGGGAGGAGAUUCUGGGAUUCACUCUAA
Aspergillus tanneri is the source of this 594-nucleotide messenger RNA. RefSeq lists its product as uncharacterized. Bases 1 to 594 code for a protein of 197 amino acids. Lineage: Eukaryota; Fungi; Ascomycota; Eurotiomycetes; Eurotiales; Aspergillaceae. The record is from RefSeq and is a predicted model, not a curated record. The transcript has 4 exons.